This is a messenger RNA of Drechmeria coniospora, 1557 nucleotides long. RefSeq names its product UPF0183 domain-containing protein. Gene Ontology annotation, cellular component: trans-Golgi network. NCBI's taxonomy places the organism in Eukaryota, Fungi, Ascomycota, Sordariomycetes, Hypocreales, Ophiocordycipitaceae. The coding region runs from base 1 to 1557 and encodes 518 amino acids. The record is from RefSeq and is a predicted model, not a curated record. The transcript has 2 exons. Gene Ontology annotation, biological process: Golgi to plasma membrane protein transport.
AUGCCGCUGUUUGCAGCGCAGCUACAUCCCGGCCGCGCGCUUGGGUUCCUCAUUCUCGGUGCGUCGCUGCACGAUGUCCUGACCCGACUCAAGGCCGAGCCGGUCCUCUUCCCGAAACUCGACGUCAUCUCCUCGCCCGACAGGCCGGUGACGGAGCCGGUAUGCGUCGCGCUUCCCUACAACGGCAUCCGGCUACGGUUCGACGGACCCGAACAACGGCUGCGGCUCAUCGAAGUCACCGACUUUACCAAAAAUCACGUCACCUUCAAGGAUCGUGAUCUGCUCAAGCCGCCGAGCGGAACAUCGGCACCGGGGUCACCGGGGCCAGGCGAAUCCAGUCUCGGACCGACAUUCCGGCACAUCUACCAUCGCCUUUUGGGACCGACGUACGCCGGGGAGUACAUCCCUUCGGGCGGAGAAGGGGACGGCACCUACGUCUUGUCGUACCCCGGCGUUGCCUUCAAUUUUUCUCUUCCGGCGUCGGCGUACGCGCCGGACCGCGACGUCGUCUCGCUGUUCUCGUCGUCGGCGGGCCAGGUGGCCACCUCGAUGGCCGUCUUUAGCGGCGACUCGUGGGCCGAGGCCCGACCGAGGCUCUUCACCGAGGUGCUCCCGAGCCUCAAGGCGACGUCGACCCUGCCGCGCGGCAAGGACGUGUACCCCGACGAGGUCUCGCUCGUCCGACUCUACGGCGGCGGCAAGAUGGAUCUCUUCCGGAAGUGGACGAGCAGCGCGUUCCGGAUCCAGCUGGGGGAGACGACGCCGCAGGAGCUCGUGACGGAGCUGGGACCGCCCAACGCCAUCUACCGCAAGAACGACCAGAAGAUGGUGAUUCACAAGAUGCGCACCAUGAGCAACGCGCGCGGACGGCCGAGCCCGUCCGAUCUCGGCCGUCCGGACGAGCUCACGGACACGGACCAGUCGUCGAUGAACACAGGCUCGGAGGAAUCGGACGACGAGGCCGUCGACGAGCAAACGGCCACGGGCAACGGCUCCGGCGAGUAUUUCUACAACUACUUCUACCUCGGCUUCGACGUCCUCCUGUCGACGGCGACGGCGCCAUCGAGCGCCCCUCCAGCUCCGGGCAAGAAAGUCACGCCGGGCGGCGGCGGCAGCGGCGACGACGACAGCGACGACGCGGGGAGGGGGAAGUCGAUGGAGGUGCGCGAUGCGGACCGGCCUGUAGCCACGAAGCUUGUCCUCCACGGCAACAUUCCGGGCUCGUAUGAGUUCAAUCGGCAUCGACGGUGCCGGUGGGAGAUUGCCUACCUCGAGGGCGAACCGGUCACGUCGGAGAGCGAGUUCAAGCAGAUCGAGGGCCGCAUGACGGAAUGCUGGGAGGGGACGAUGCCGGCAAAGGCGCAGAGGGGUAUGGUCCUGAACCGCGGCUGGGGCGACAGUCCGGGAAGCAGCUGCGAGUUCCUCGGCGGCUGGGAAGAGAGCGGGAUACGUCGGGGGGAAACAAACGGCGACUCGUCAACGACGCUGUACGGCUUCCCGGGGCUCGUCUUCGAGGUGCUGAAGAACGACUUCGUCAACACGGUGACAGUGUUUUGA